Messenger RNA from Oryctolagus cuniculus (rabbit), 1972 nucleotides. Lineage: Eukaryota; Metazoa; Chordata; Mammalia; Lagomorpha; Leporidae. The record is from RefSeq and is a predicted model, not a curated record.
CAGGCGCCGCGGCGGCGAGCACAGCCCACGCCCCCCGCCUCGAGCCCACCUAGGCCUCCGGCACGGGUCCCGCCCCGGGAGCCGGAGCGGGACGGACGUGCGCGCGUGCGCCACGCAGCCGAGACCCGGCGGGGCUGGGGGGUCCUGGGGAGCAGGCGGGCCGGGUUACGGAGGACAAGGCCGCGGCCACCGAGCGUCGCCCGGCCGCAAAGCGAGGAGUCCCGAGGGAGGCCGCCCCCGACCCGGAGAGAGCCUGCGGCGGAGCCGGGAGGGCGAAGGCCGGGACGGGAGUGCAUCCCUCGGACUGGCCGGUUCCCGGGGCUCGCGGCUGCGGGCGGCGCGGAGGCCGGGGAGCGAGCGGGGCUUGCAGACGGCGAGGCCCGUUCGGACCGCGGAGUGCAGGGCUCCGCCGGCACCCAAGGCGGGGAAGGGCGGCUGCCGGCGAGGACAGGGGACCCGAGAUGGCCAGCGCAGCCCUGGACUUGGAGCGCCGUGGGGCAGGGCCUGUGGCUGCACUGACGGGCCGCGUCCCCCUCCGACCCUCGGAGUUCUCCGCGUAGGGCGCGCCCGGCCCGACCUGCUGUCCUGCCCGCACAGGAUGCCCGAGGGCCCCGAGCUGCACCUGGCCAGUCGCUUCGUGAACGAGGCGUGCGGGGCGCUGGUGUUCGGCGGGCGCGUGGAGAAGUCUGCGGUCAGCCAAAACCCCGAGGUGCCCUUCGAGAGCAGCGCCUACCGCAUCUCGGCCCUGGCCCGCGGCAAGGAGCUGCGCCUCUGGCUCCGACCCCUGCCCGGGGCCAGGCCCUGCCAGGAACCACUGGCCCUGGUCUUCCGCUUCGGCAUGACCGGCUCGUUCCAGCUGGCGCCCGGCGAUGCGCUGCCGCGCCACGCCCACCUGCGCUUCUACACCGCCGGCCCCGGCCCCCGGCUCGCCCUGUGCUUCGUGGACGUCCGCCGCUUCGGCCACUGGGAGCUGGGCGGCGAGUGGCAGCCGGGCCGCGGGCCGUGCGUCCUGCGGCAGUACGAGCAGUUCAGGGAGAACGUGCUGCGGAACCUGGCGGACAAGACCUUCGACCGGCCCAUCUGCGAGGCCCUGCUGGACCAGAGGUUCUUCAACGGCAUCGGCAACUACCUGCGGGCAGAGAUCCUGUUCCGGCUGAGGAUCCCGCCCUUCGAGAGGGCCCGCACGGUUCUGCAGGCCCUGCAGCAGCGCAGGCUGAGCCCAACGCUGACCCUGAGUCAGAAGAUCAGGGCCAAGCUGCAGAACCCGGACCUGCUGGAGCUGUGCCACUUGGUGCCCAAGGAGGUGGUGCGGCUGGGGGGCAAAGGCUACGGGCCGGAGCGCGGGCAGGAGGACUUCGCUGCCUUCCGGGCCUGGCUGCGGUGCUACGGAGUGCCAGGCAUGAGCACCCUGCAGGACCACCUCGGGCGCACCAUGUGGUUCCAGGGGGACCCUGGGCCCCUGGCGCCCAAAGGGGCCAAGUCGCGCAAGAGGAGAUCCCGGGAGACACAGCCGGGUCCGGUGGACAGGAUGGAGGACCCUCCCGCUCCCCCUCCCCGCAAGGCCUCUUCCAGGAAACCAAGAGCCAAAAAGGACCCUUCCAAGGCUGCGGCCCAGCGGCACCCAGGAGCCCCUGAGGAGGCCAGGAGGAGGGGCGGCAGACAGCCUCAGGUGGGUGCACUCCAUCAGCCUUCUGGGGAGGGGAGGGGAGGGGAGGGGUGGGAGCGAGCCCUUCCUGUCUUUCCUCCAGGCCGCUGCCCAGCCCGGAAGCUGAAGGCUGACUCCCCACCCCUGGAUCCCGAGGAGGCCCCAACCCCUUAGCAGGAGGGGGCCUUGAUGCGGGGGCUGUGUGGGUCCAAGUAAGGGGCUGAGCACCCCAGCCCUGUGGCUGUCGUAGUUUUAGGGGUGCCCCGUUUUAACAUUUUUAAGCCCACGUGGGAAAUGCUGGAUUUUAAAUAAAUAGAUAAAUCUGAA